UACAGGCGGUAAUAUUGUUAAUUUAUUCGUUCAUUAUUCUUUAUUUCAUCACAAUGGAACGACGAACGACAUCGGCCGGAUAUCGAUUACCUAUUGGGCAAACUUCAACUCCUUAUCGCGGCGUCAGUGAAAAAGCAUCCGGACAGAAACCGGUUACAUCCGGUAAAAGAAAGGAUACUGUCGAUCACAAUGAAGUUGCGCAGAACAAAAUUUGGCGGGAAAGAGUAGAGGGAGAGUGGAAAGGUGUUGGAGUUUGGGAGAAGAACUGGGGAUUCCUCAAAGAUUAUGACCCCAGAGGAAGGCCCAAGACACCACGAGAACUUCCGGAACGAGAGCCAGUGUUUUCCAAUGACCUCCCAAACACGAAAGGCCACGAAUACGGAAGUCGAAUCACGACAGAUAUCGGUCAAAAAAUGACCGACAUGGAAUAUUUAUUCGAUUGUAACGUCAGAAAGAGAAGAAUGGGAACUGAAUUCGUCUGUUAUUAACGCAUAAUUAUCAUUGUUCGCAACAAUUAUAGAACAAUAGACUGCGCUGCUUUUGCUUUGUCACGUCGGAACCCAUUAUGACGUAACUGUGAAACAUCUUCAUAAUUCUCCCCGAAUCGCUUCGAGUUAUGCAUACUUCUAGUGGAAAUACUAGCUAUUUCCUUGACAGCACUGUCUUCAAUCUUUUCAAGUCUCGUAUCAAUCCUAACUAUUGUCAUUUCUUCCGCGGAGAUAAUUUAUAUAUACCGUGCUUUCCCGAUAAUGAGACAGUGUCUAAUUUUAGUUUUCUUUCAAAUUAUUUUUGGAGGGUAUGACUCUUAUUUUCACUCAUCACAAACUAAAUUACAAACUAGAGAGCGACGAGAUAUUUGAAUCUCGCCAUCUUGGUUCAUAUACUAUGGUAGCGCCCUUUAUUGUUUAUUAUCAUUCAUUUUGAGUUUCAAAUGUAUUGGUAAAACAUCAAAUCGAUUUUAGCCCACAUGGUACGGAAUUAUAUUUCAUAUUUUUGAAAGUUUUUAUUUUGUAUUAUACUCGGUUAGUCACCUGCAGGGCUAUGGAGUCACCUGCAGGGCCACUAGCGUCGACUCUAUGUUGAACAAAAUUUUUGUUCCGACUCCGAGAAUUUUACUUCAAUUACCACAACUUAGUUUAAGCGAGUAGUUUCGGAUCUUUUGUACAAUACCUCCGCCACUAAUGCAAAAAUG
Messenger RNA from Styela clava, 1192 nucleotides. RefSeq names its product ciliary microtubule inner protein 5-like. The record is from RefSeq and is a predicted model, not a curated record. NCBI's taxonomy places the organism in Eukaryota, Metazoa, Chordata, Ascidiacea, Stolidobranchia, Styelidae.